Molecule: messenger RNA, 540 nt
Organism: Glycine soja
Lineage: Eukaryota; Viridiplantae; Streptophyta; Magnoliopsida; Fabales; Fabaceae
Product: protein MAINTENANCE OF MERISTEMS-like
Exons: 2
Coding region: 1-540 (179 amino acids)
Source: RefSeq, a predicted model, not a curated record
AUGGAAGGAAGACUAAGAAAUUUGGCUGGCUUAGUGGCUGCCACAGGAUUAAGUCCUUUGAUCGCAUGUUCGUUGGACACUGUUGAUCGGAGACUUAUGUUAGUAUUUGAAAAGUGGUGGCAUAAGGAAACUAGUAGUUUCCAUCUUCCUGUAGGAGAGGUGACUAUCACCCUCGACGAUGUGGCAUCGUUGCUACAUUUGUCGAUUAUAGGGGCCUUCCGCAACUUCGAUUCUCUUCAUGUUGACGAAGCCGUCUUACUAUUAGUUGAAUUACUUGAAGUUAGUUUAGAAGAAGCAAGAGCUGAAACAUGUUGGAUCUACGAGCACUUUCCUUUUGUUUCUUCUUCUAUUGUUGCCAAAGAUUAUCAUGAAAGGAAACCAUGUGGCUACUACUGGAAGUCUAGGAAGGCAUUACUUGUGUCGAUGUCCAAGCAUUUGGAUAGAUUGACGUCUGAUGUUGUGUGUUGGAUUCCCUAUGGUGACCACCGAGAAUUCAAAGAGUUUGAGAUUAUCUCUUUAUUUUUCGGACAUAUUAGAUGA